AUGGCAGUAGGAAUGGCAGGGAUGAGAAUGGAAAGCUUGGUGCCAAGAAUAACUUCUUGCAAGUGGAGAAGCAAGUUUCAAAGAGUGGCACAUGGAACCUUGGAAACAAGAGUUCGAUCAGACUUCUUGCGAAGUGAGUUUGAGGACUUGCUGUGUGCAGUGCGACCAUGUCUCAUUUCCCUGGUCAAAACCUUCGGAUUCCCGUUCUCCAGUAGCCAUGGUUCAUGUUGGAACUACAACUACGGUGCUGUUGGAGAAGCUUUGAAGGUGGAUCUUCUAAGCCAUUUAGAAUACAUAAAGCAGAAUGCAACCCUUGCUUUCCAGGCUGCAAUAUGGAGAUGGAUGACACCAAUAAAGAAGUAUCAACCUUCUGCUCAUGAUGCCUUCGUUGGCAACUGUAAGCCUACCAAGAAUGACACUAUGGAGAAUCGCGUUCCUAGUUUUGGCACUACAAUGAACAUUCUCUAUGGGGAGGGUGUUUGUGGUCAAGGUGAUGUGGACACCAUGAACAAUAUCGUUUCCCAUUACAUGUACUAUCUUGAUCUUCUUGGAGUUGGUAGAGAAGAGGCUGGACCCCAUGAAUUACUUACAUGCGUUGAGCAGGUUCCUUUCAAUCCAUCUUCCAAAGCUGCCUCAUCAACUUAG
This is a messenger RNA of Vigna unguiculata (cowpea), 645 nucleotides long. RefSeq names its product chitinase-like protein 1. Gene Ontology annotation, biological process: cell wall macromolecule catabolic process; chitin catabolic process. Gene Ontology annotation, molecular function: chitinase activity. NCBI's taxonomy places the organism in Eukaryota, Viridiplantae, Streptophyta, Magnoliopsida, Fabales, Fabaceae. The record is from RefSeq and is a predicted model, not a curated record.